This is a messenger RNA of Anguilla rostrata (American eel), 3153 nucleotides long. RefSeq names its product neuroligin 3a (gene nlgn3a). The transcript has 8 exons. NCBI's taxonomy places the organism in Eukaryota, Metazoa, Chordata, Actinopteri, Anguilliformes, Anguillidae. Gene Ontology annotation, molecular function: neurexin family protein binding; signaling receptor activity. Gene Ontology annotation, cellular component: synapse; cell surface; plasma membrane. Bases 519 to 3092 code for a protein of 857 amino acids. The record is from RefSeq and is a predicted model, not a curated record. Gene Ontology annotation, biological process: presynaptic membrane assembly; modulation of chemical synaptic transmission; postsynaptic membrane assembly.
UCUGCGCUGCGCGUACACACGAAGAGAUCUCACGAAUGGGCAAGAUACGAGCAUCGAAACGGAUGAUAGUAUCCGGGGAUAAAAUCGAAGGAAAAACGUGAAAAUGUGAAUGGAGUAAGAGUAUUAAAGGAUAUCUUCAUAGACGAACAUCAAACGAAACGGCAGCACAACCAGUUAAAGGGAAUUCAAGGGGGAGAAAAAAUACGAUUUAACAUUCCUAAAACAAUAACGUGGCUUUAAAGGAAAAGACCAGGAAUGGGGGAUUUGAUACUUCGCCAAGGCAGCACAGGAUAAGAGACCUGGCAGGACCGGACCGUGAACGAAGACGAGACCUCGUCCCGAUUGAGAUUUUUGGCCCAGUUUUGUGAACCCCACCCCACCCCCUCACCUCCCCCUUAACAACAGCCAAUGACAGGAUUAGUAAAGCCCUGACUCCAUGACUGAGAGCCUACAGCAUUAGCAGAGGGGGCCCUCGUGUGUGUGCUGGUGUCUUACAGCGGCAGUCAUUCGUACGGACCAUGUGGUUUGCACCGAGGGGAAACCAUCUUCUUGCACACCUCCGGGACUGUAGCGGAGCCAGGACGAGCACUAGCUGCGGCGCCGCCCUGUGGAUAGCGAGUUUCUGCUGGUGCCUCACUGUGGUCGGAGGCCAGAACUUCCACCCUACAGUGAACACACAAUAUGGGAAGCUUAGGGGUGUGAGGGUCCCACUCCCUAGUGAGAUCCUGGGACCAGUCGACCAAUACCUGGGAGUCCCGUACGCCGCCUCUCCAGUGGGUGAGAAGCGCUUCAUGCCACCUGAGCCGCCCUCCUCCUGGUCAGGGAUCAAGAAUGCCACCCACUUUGCACCCGUCUGCCCUCAGAAUAUUCAUAAUGCCGUGCCAGAAAUAAUGAUGCCCAUAUGGUUCACCUUCAACCUGGAUAUAGUUGCCACGUACAUACAGGAUCAGAAUGAGGAUUGCUUAUAUUUAAACAUCUAUGUUCCAACUGAGGAUGUCAAAAGAAUAUCCAAGGAAUGUGCCAGAAAACCCAACAAGAAAAUAUGUAGAAAAGGAGGGGCCCAUGCCAAAAAACAGGGCGAGGAUUUGUCUGAUAACGAUGGUGAUGAAGAUGAAGACAUCCGAGACACCGGCGCCAAGCCCGUGAUGGUCUAUAUCCAUGGGGGGUCCUACAUGGAGGGGACGGGGAACGUGAUCGACGGCAGCGUGCUGGCCAGCUACGGGAACGUCAUCGUCAUCACCCUCAACUACAGGGUCGGCGUGCUCGGAUUCCUCAGUACAGGUGACCAGGCAGCUAAAGGAAACUACGGCCUCCUGGACCAAAUCCAGGCCCUGCGUUGGAUCAGCGAGAAUGUGGGAUACUUUGGUGGAGAUUCCAAUCGCAUCACAGUUUUCGGAUCAGGAAUCGGGGCCUCCUGCGUCAGUUUGCUUACCCUAUCCCAUCACUCUGAAGGCCUUUUUCACCGAGCCAUUAUCCAGAGCGGCUCAGCGCUGUCCAGCUGGGCCGUCAACUACCAGCCCGUCAAAUACACUCGCAUGCUGGCGGAGAAGGUGGGCUGCAACGUGCUGGACACCCUGGACAUGGUGGACUGCCUGCGCAAGAAGAACGCCCGCGAGCUGGUGGAGCAGGACAUCCAGCCCGCGCGCUACCACGUGGCGUUCGGCCCGGUCAUCGACGGAGACGUGAUCCCCGACGACCCGGAGAUCCUGAUGGAGCAGGGCGAGUUCCUCAACUACGACAUAAUGCUGGGCGUCAACCAGGGCGAGGGCCUGCGCUUCGUGGAGAACGUGGUGGACUCGGAGGACGGCGUCUCCGGGAACGACUUCGACUUCUCCGUCUCGGACUUCGUGGACAGCCUCUACGGCUACCCGGAGGGCAAGGACACCUUGCGCGAGACCAUCAAGUUCAUGUACACCGACUGGGCCGACCGCGACAACCCCGAGACCCGCCGCAAGACCCUGGUGGCCCUCUUCACCGACCACCAGUGGGUGGAGCCGGCCGUGGUGACGGCCGACCUGCACGCCCGCUACGGCUCCCCCACCUACUUCUACGCCUUCUACCACCACUGCCAGAGCCUGAUGAAGCCCGCCUGGUCGGACGCCGCCCACGGGGACGAGGUGCCGUACGUCUUCGGCAUCCCCAUGAUCGGCCCCACCGACCUGUUCCCCUGCAACUUCUCCAAGAACGACGUCAUGCUCAGCGCCGUGGUCAUGACGUACUGGACCAACUUCGCCAAGACCGGGGAUCCAAACAAGCCAGUGCCCCAGGACACCAAGUUCAUCCACACCAAGGCUAAUCGUUUCGAAGAGGUGGCCUGGUCCAAGUAUAACCCCCAGGACCAGCUGUACCUGCAUAUUGGGCUCAAGCCUCGUGUCCGAGACCACUACCGGGCCACCAAAGUGGCCUUCUGGAAGCACCUGGUGCCGCACCUCUACAACCUUCAUGACAUGUUCCACUACACCUCCACCACCACCAAAGUGCCCCCGCCGGAGACUACCCAGAAUUCCCUGUCCACCAAGAGGCCCAAUGGCAAGAACUGGCCCUUCAACACCAAGCGGCCGCCCAUGUCGCCGGCCUACAACAGCGAGAACGGCAAGGAGCCGUGGAAUGGGGACGAAGAGACGGGCCCCCUGGUGGUGGAGAACCCGCGCGACUACUCCACCGAGCUGAGCGUCACCAUCGCCGUGGGCGCCUCCCUGCUCUUCCUCAACGUCCUGGCCUUCGCCGCCCUCUACUACCGCAAAGACAAGCGCCGGCAAGACUCGCACCGCCAGCCCAGCCCCCAGCGCCAGACCACCGCCAACGACGUGGGCCACGCCCCCGAGGAGGAGAUCAUGUCCCUGCAGAUGAACCAAACCCACCACGACUGCGAGGGCGGGGCCCCACACGACCCCCUGCGUCUGGCCUCCCUGCCGGACUACACCCUGACCCUGCGCCGCUCCCCCGACGACAUCCCGCUCAUGACCCCCAACACCAUCACCAUGAUCCCCAACUCCCUGGUGGGCGUGCCCAACCUCCACCCCUACAACACCUUCACCGCGGGGUUCAACUCCACAGGCCUGCCACAGUCACACUCCACUACCCGAGUAUAGCUUUAAGGAGAGAGAGGGGUGGAAGGCAGGAGUCUCUUUUUAUAAAUAUAUUAUGGGUCCG